Messenger RNA from Coturnix japonica (Japanese quail), 1542 nucleotides. It is a transcript of the gene ORC4, whose product is annotated as origin recognition complex subunit 4. Gene Ontology annotation, biological process: DNA replication initiation; DNA replication. NCBI's taxonomy places the organism in Eukaryota, Metazoa, Chordata, Aves, Galliformes, Phasianidae. Gene Ontology annotation, cellular component: nuclear origin of replication recognition complex; nucleus. The record is from RefSeq and is a predicted model, not a curated record. Gene Ontology annotation, molecular function: ATP hydrolysis activity; DNA replication origin binding.
CUCCCGGCGGGGCCCUGCCUCCCUCCGCUGACGGCCGAGGGGAGGAGGACGAGGAGGAGGAGGGAGGAGGGAAGAAACUCUCCGCUGUCGCCUCACUCAGCCCCGGGUUCCUCCGAUACAAUCUGCAAUGAAUAAGCGGAAGUUAAAGGAGAGCAGUGGGGCAGAUGGGGAAUGCAUCUCACAGGUGCAAAAAAUGCUGCGUGAAAGACUGUGUCACCAUCGUGCGAUGGGAAAAUUGUUUGGGAUGGAUCAGCAGUACAAGCAUCUCCUGGAAAUGCUGAAGCAAACUACAGUUCAUGGAGAAAGUAACUCUGCCCUCAUUAUUGGACCCCGUGGAUCAGGAAAGACUGCGUUAUUGAAUCGCGUCUUAAAAGACCUCAGAGAAAUGAAGCAAGUUAGAGAGAACCUCUUGGAAGUUCAUCUGAAUGGGCUUUUGCAGACAAAUGAUAAAGUGGCCUUGAAGGAGAUCACCAGGCAGCUGCAGCUGGAAAAUGUGGUUGGGGAUAAAGUUUUUGGCAGUUUUGCAGAAAAUCUUGCAUUCCUUCUUGAAGCUUUGAGGAAAGGAGACAGGACCAGCAGCUGCCCGGUCCUGUUUGUGCUGGAUGAAUUUGACUUGUUUGUGCAUCACAAGAAUCAGACGCUGCUGUACAACCUGUUCGAUAUAUCCCAGUCAGCACAGACUCCAGUAACCGUUAUUGGACUCACAUGCAGGCAGGAUAUUCUGGAGCUCUUGGAGAAGAGAGUGAAAUCAAGGUUCUCUCACCGACGGAUCUAUUUGAAGAAUUCCAUUCCUUUUAAGCAGUACAUCAGGAUAUUCAAGGAGCAGCUUUCUCUUCCUGCUGAAUUUCCUGACAAGGCUUUUGCACAGAAAUGGAAUAGCAACGUUCAGCUUCUGUCAGAAGACAAAACUGUGAAAGAUGUAUUGCAGAACCUUUUCCACUACAGCAAAGAUCUGCGUUCGCUCCAUUUCCUGCUGAUGCUUGCUGUAAGUAAUGUUACUGUUUGUCACCCUCUCAUCACCGCAUCAGAUCUUCAGGAGGCAAGCAAGCAGUACAGGAUGGACUCGAAAGCAAAUAUUGUCCAUGGUUUGUCUGUCCUGGAAAUCUGCCUGAUUAUAGCAAUGAAACACUUAAAUGAUGUUUAUGAAGGAGAGCCCUUUAACUUCCAGAUGGUGUACAAUGAGUUCCAGAAGUUCAUCCAGAGGAAGGCACCCUGCAUGUACAACUUCGAAAAGCCCGUUGUGAUGAAGGCAUUUGAACACUUACUGCAGCUGGAAUUAGUAAAGCCCAUGGAAAGACCGUCGGUGCGUUCUCAGCGGGAAUAUCUCUUAAUGGAGCUGCUGCUGGACAACAAUCAAAUCAUGGAUGCUUUGCAGGCCUAUCCCAACUGCCCCACAGACGUCAAGCAGUGGGCAGCGUCGUCGCUGAGUUGGCUGUGAACGCCUGGAACCUCCCAGUGGGACAUUGGAGGUAACUGUAGGCUCCGCGGGAUGUAACACCCAUAUUGUGGGGGUCAAAUGAAUAAAGGUUUGCAAGAAGGUUU